Oppiella nova is the source of this 259-nucleotide messenger RNA. The record is from the annotation of a GenBank genome assembly. Lineage: Eukaryota; Metazoa; Arthropoda; Arachnida; Sarcoptiformes; Oppiidae.
AUUUGCAGACUCCCGUGUAGUUUCAUAACGCCUGAAGUGAUUGAGGCCACGUGUCAGUGCCUAUUGGCUCAGGCGGAACAGGGAGAGCGGGUUGGCAUCGAUUUGAAGCAAAUCGAGAAACUGGUGAUUGAAGAGUUUGGUCGAUGUCUCACACAAAUCAUCGAUUGCGCCGCAAAGACCAGAAAUUCCAAAUUAAAACCGGAAUUCGUUUAAAUAUAUAUCAAUUGAAAACGAUUGGUAAGAAUUUCAUAUUUAUUUU